Molecule: messenger RNA, 3516 nt
Organism: Triplophysa dalaica
Lineage: Eukaryota; Metazoa; Chordata; Actinopteri; Cypriniformes; Nemacheilidae
Gene: nrg2a
Product: neuregulin 2a
Exons: 11
Coding region: 885-3029 (714 amino acids)
Biological process (GO): intracellular signal transduction; animal organ development; nervous system development
Molecular function (GO): signaling receptor binding
Source: RefSeq, a predicted model, not a curated record
GGAAUGAGAAGCAAAACUCAUUCAAAGCCGUCGGUUCAAAAAUCCGACACAUUGAGAUUCAUUCGCACUGUUGGCAUCGCACUCUCUGGAACCAGUCACGUUAAUGCGUUUCCGUUUAAAGGGAGGUUAAAGCUGGAUGCUUUCCUGAAUCAUACGUUUUGGUGCUCUUUUAUUUUUGUUUCGUAAGGAUCGGUCAUGGGAGAGAUCAUGGAUUGAUUAUUUUUCUCGGGGUGUCGGAGACUAAAGACUCAAGCCGGCGCAUGGGCGUUCUUUCAGCACCCCAGCCGUGAAUCUGUCGUCGGUGCGGGGAAUCUUACCGCACACAUCUUUCCUUCCUGAUAGAUAAGGGGUGGCGGAGAGAGACGGGGCAGGAGGGAGACGGCAACAGUGCAAAACCGUGGAUUCUUACGUUUGCAGUGAGUGGUUAACGAAAGUAGUAGUUUACUGCAGCAUUCACAUCUCACUGCAGUGAAAGAUAUAGAGCAGUCAGCGCCGAGUAGGGCGCGCUCCCCACUGCAAUUUUUGGGCAAAGAUUGACUGGCGGCGUCUUGCGGAUACCUGCAAGUGUCUUCGGAGGAGGGAACAUCCACGACUUUUCCCACAUUUUUCGGAUGCGCUUCGGCAAAAUGCGGCUAAGGGAUUUUUAUUAACCCAGUACCAUUACGCUGUUUCCGGUUCUCAGCUGGUAUUUCCCUAUUGCAAAUUUAUCGGAAUAAAGCAGCGGAUCCCGAUGGCAUGGACACUUACGCAAGGUCUGCCGCGCCGCCGUGCUACUGGAGCCUAUUUGCAGUCUCUUCCUUCAACCCAGCUCCACCGCCAUCGCCCCGCAGCCGAGAGAGCCCUGCCGCAACGCGACCACCGACCAUCGAGCCAAAGCAGGCGGCAUGAGGAGGCUUGAUUCGGUACACUUAUCCAUGCUGCUCAUCGGGGUCUCCUUCGCCUGCUACUCCCCGAGUUUGAAUUCCCUGCAGGACCAGGCUUACAGAUCAGCCGUGGUGAUUGAAGGCAAGGUGCAGUCCGCGCCUCAGAACGCAUCCGAGGAGCCGUACAGUGUGAAUGUCAAAGUCCUGGACGUGUGGCCGCGGAACAGCGGGGGUCUGAAGCGGGAGCAGCUCGUCACCGUGGGGGAAUUUGGCUCAGAGACUUCGUGCGCCAAAGUGAAAAAGAAUCACAAGUAUAUAUUUUUCAUGGACCCGACUGACGAGCCCUCGGUUUUCAAAGCAUCCUUCGCUCCCUUAGAUACGAGUGGGAAGAAUCUGAAAAAGGAUGUUGGCAGGAUCUUGUGUGAAGACUGCGCUCUUGGUCCUGAGUUAAAGCCGAUGAAGAAAACUGUGUUGGUGAACGAGGGACGCAAACUGAUCGUGAAGUGCGAGGCCUCUGGCAACCCCACCCCAGAUUACAAGUGGUACAAAGAUGGCGCUGAGCUGAGAAGGAGCAAACAGAUCAAAAUCAGAAACGUUAAGAAAAUCUCCAAAGUUCAGAUCGGCCGUGCAAAACUGGAGGAUUCUGGGAAUUACACGUGUGUUGCAGAGAAUAUUGUGGGGAAGGUCAACGGCACCAGUACUGUACAUGUACAGAGCAUAACCACAACGUUAUCUCCAGGAUCGGGUCACGCCAGAAGAUGCAACGAUACAGAGAAGGCGUUUUGCGUGAAUGGCGGCGACUGUUACUUCAUACAUGGGAUAAAUCAGCUGUCCUGCAAGUGUCCAAAUGACUUUACUGGUGAUCGCUGUCAAACCUACGUUAUGGCCAGUUUCUACCAGUCUCUUGGGAUUGAAUUUAUGGAGGCAGAGGAGCUCUAUCAGAAGAGAGUCCUGACAAUCACCGGCAUAUGUGUGGCUCUUUUGGUGGUGGGCAUUGUCUGUGUGGUGGCCUACUGCAAAACCAACCUCCCCCCCAGGAAACAGAGGAAGAAGAUGCACAAUCACGUGAGGCAGAACAUGUAUGUGGACCACCCAAACCGUAACUUGGCCAACGGACCCAAUCACCCAGGCCCUGGUCCUGAGGAGAUACCCAUGGUAGAUUAUAUCUCCAAAAACAUUCCGGCAACCGAAAGAGUCAUUAGACACGGAGAAGAGCCUCCUUUUCCCGACAGCCGGCAGUCUUCCAGAUCUCACCACUCCACAAUCCGAGCUCUUUCUGCUACUCAAAGACAAGAGGGGAGAACGUGGAGUCUGGAGCGAACAGACAGCGUCCUCUCCGACUGUCCUUCCGGCAUGAUGUCGUCCUCAGUGGGGACCAGUAAAUGCAACAGUCCUGCGUGCAUGGAGGCGCGGGCCAGGCGUGCCGCACACUGUGGCUUUACUGAGCCCCACCGGCCACCCCUGCAGUACGGCGACUCAUUCGACUCGCUCGGGGACUCUCCGCAUAGCGACAGGUAUGUGUCGGCCCUGACCACGCCCGCUCGCCUGUCUCCUGUGGACUUCCAUUACUCACUGCCCCCGUCGGUGCCUACCUUCCAGAUCACGUCUCCCAACGCCAGCCACGCCAUGUCUCUGCCUCCCGCCGCCCAGGCUCCUUACCCGCCGGAGGAGGACCAGCCCCUGCUGCGUCGCUACCAGGUGCCCCUGCACGAGGCCCGGGGCCACGAGCCCUACCGGCAACAGCAGCGCGGCAGCUACCUGCGAGACAGCACCGGCAGCCUGCCCUCCAGCCCCUACCGGCUCGCUCAAGACGAGGAGUACGAGAGCACCCAGGAGUACCUCUCCUCCAUGGAGCAACCAAAGAGAAGCAGUCGGCACUGGCGCAGGUCCAGACUAAACGGCCACGUGGCACCGCGUGGCUACCAGCCGUCCCGGGACUUGGGCUCACGAAGCUGCCUGUCAGACAGUGACUCAGAGGAGGAGGAAGGUGAGAGCACGCCCUUCCUCAGUAUGCAGAACAUGAACGCCGCCGAGUCCUCCGCCCUCUACAGGCCAGCACCCGACACACGGACUUCUCACGCCCAGAGCGGGCGGCACGGGCCUCGUGCCAGCACACAGACCAGACUGACGCACCCGCGCCCCAAACUGGACAAUGCACCCCACUAGAGAGACCGCCACCUAUCCACAAAGUCGAUCUACUAUAGACAUGCACCUAUAAGAAAUAUUUUUAUUUUAUAUAAUAUUCUAAACAAAUGAAAUAUUUAUUUUCAUUUUAGCAAAAGUUGUCUACUAGUUAACAGCAAAGACUUUUUUUAUAGGGAAAACUCUAUUUAUAUGUACAUUUUGAUUUACAGCAUAAAAAAGAUGUGCCAAUUUUUUCACAACUUAAGAAAAAAUAGAGUAAUAUUGUGGUGCCUUUUGCUGUAUGCUGACCCCAGAGGGCCAGUGGAGUUUUUUGUAGCCUUUCUUAUACGGACGCCUCAUUUUUUUAUACUCGUUUUCGUUGUCUCUUUUUGGCCUUUUCCCUUGAUUUCCUUUCCAGUUUGUGUUCUUUUGGGAACUGACCCCCAUUUGAACUGUGACAUUGCCCUCUUUUACACCCCCCAUCCCUCACCCCCCCCACCAUCAUGCAAUAUAAACCACUCUAACAUAA